Messenger RNA from Chelmon rostratus (copperband butterflyfish), 1306 nucleotides. RefSeq names its product lactate dehydrogenase A4 (gene ldha). Gene Ontology annotation, molecular function: L-lactate dehydrogenase (NAD+) activity. The record is from RefSeq and is a predicted model, not a curated record. Gene Ontology annotation, cellular component: cytoplasm. Lineage: Eukaryota; Metazoa; Chordata; Actinopteri; Chaetodontiformes; Chaetodontidae. Gene Ontology annotation, biological process: carboxylic acid metabolic process. The transcript is spliced from 8 exons. The coding region runs from base 82 to 1080 and encodes 332 amino acids.
CAUUUCUGCGGAAGAGACGUCCUCACGAGGAGCAGACACAUUCCACUUCGGUCUUCUCACCUUUCUAACUGAAGCCUCAAGAUGUCCACCAAGGAGAAGCUGAUUAGCCACGUGAUGAAGGAGGAGCCUGUUGGCAGCAGGAACAAGGUGACGGUGGUGGGUGUCGGCAUGGUGGGCAUGGCCUCUGCCAUCAGCAUACUGCUCAAGGACUUGUGUGAUGAGCUGGCGCUGAUUGAUGUGAUGGAGGACAAGUUGAAGGGUGAGGCCAUGGACCUGCAGCAUGGAUCCCUCUUCCUCAAGACACACAAGAUUGUAGCCGACAAAGACUACAGUGUGACUGCCAACUCCAGAGUGGUGGUGGUGACUGCUGGUGCCCGCCAGCAGGAGGGCGAGAGCCGUCUGAACCUGGUGCAGCGCAACGUCAACAUCUUCAAGUUCAUCAUCCCAAACAUCGUCAAGUACAGCCCCAACUGCAUUCUGAUGGUGGUUUCUAACCCAGUGGACAUCCUGACCUACGUGGCCUGGAAGCUGAGCGGUUUCCCUCGCCACCGCGUCAUCGGCUCUGGCACCAACUUGGACUCUGCCCGUUUCCGCCACCUCAUGGGAGAGAGGCUCCACCUCCACCCUUCCAGCUGCCAUGGCUGGAUCAUCGGAGAGCACGGAGACUCUAGUGUGCCGGUGUGGAGCGGAGUCAAUGUUGCUGGAGUUUCUCUGCAGGCCCUCAGCCCAAAAAUGGGGACUGAGGGUGACAGUGAGAACUGGAAGGACGUUCAUAAGAUGGUGGUUGAUGGGGCUUAUGAGGUUAUCAAGCUGAAGGGCUACACUUCCUGGGCCAUUGGUAUGUCUGUGGCAGACCUGGUGGAAAGCAUCACGAAGAACCUGCACAAAGUGCACCCUGUGUCCACUCUGGUCCAGGGCAUGCACGGAGUGAAGGACGAGGUCUUCCUCAGCAUCCCCUGUGUCCUGGGCAACAGCGGCCUGACAGACGUGAUUCACAUGACACUGAAGCCAGAGGAGGAGCAGCAGCUGGUGAAGAGCGCUGAGACCCUGUGGGGCGUACAGAAGGAGCUCACUCUGUGAAGAGCACUCCUCUGAGUCCUCCAGUCCACCCUGAAACUACACUCAUUACAGCGCGGCUGACUCCCUCUCACCGUACCUCCUGUGUCCAAGCGGGCGAAUGAGACCUCUGAAUAUCUAAAGGCCAAGUGUUUGUAGCUAAACCGGUGGAGGCUAGAGUUUACCUUCAGAUAUUCACACAUGGGUGUCCUGUGCUGCCUACCACCCGCCCUCCCCUCCCCUCCCCAUG